GAAAUUGCAAUUUGUACUGUAUUGUAAAGUGAUUUUUCAAUUCUUUGAAUUUGUUUAUUUUGUUAUCAUUUGAAUUUUGUUUGUUUUGAUAGACCAAUCAGAUUCAUGUUUUUUGAUAUGGUUGAAGUUUGGCGCGCAAUUAUAUUAAUUACCGAAGAAUAUCAAGAACUUAUUGAACGUGAUGCGAUUGAAAUUUCUUGGUUGUGGAAAUAUCUACAAAUGUUUCUAUACUUAUUAUGCACAAUUAGCGGAUAUACCUGUAGCGUUUUAUUCUACAUAUUAUGGAAAGAAAUUUUCGGAGAUAACUGUCCACUUUGGGCAACAUCUGUUCUAAUAUCAAAAGAGAAAUUGGAAUUAGAUGAUAUUCGUGAUAUAUGUAAAAAUCAUUUAUUAGAUUGGUGGAAAUAUAUUUUUACUGACUAUAUACAUGAAAAUACAUGUGAAAUGUAUUUAAUAACAUGCUUUUCAUCUUGUAUAUUUGGAGUUGUUUGGUUUACUUUAUUUCUUAUGUGUGGUAAAGGAGGACAAGAUAUACCAAUAUAUGAAAGUCCUUGGAGAAUUGUAUUUCCUGCAAUAUGCUUUAAUUUUAUAUUUGCCAUUAUAUCAAUGUAUGCACAUUAUAAUUUACAACAAGGAUAUAAGUCAUUUAAUGAUGGUAUCAAAAAUGUUUCUUAUGAGAUAUAUAGUAUUUGCAAAAUGCCUAUGAAUAUAAGUGAUUGUGAAAUAAUAAAGAUAUAUAUGAAAAUGCAUAAUUUUUAUAUAUAUGAUGUGUGUCAUAUAAUUUCAUAUCUUCAGGUAAUAUUCUGUAUAUAGAGUUUUAAUUUUUAAUAUUUUUUUAAGAUUUAUUUCUAUAUAAUAUAUAUUCUUCUAAGAUAUUUACAGUUAUAAUGAUGUGUAGUUGGUCAGGUGGAUUGAUAAUAUUAAUUUUAAGGAUGAUACUAGUCAUUGAUUUUAAAAUUUUAAAAAUUAGAAUAUAUGAAGUAAA
Molecule: messenger RNA, 985 nt
Organism: Apis florea (little honeybee)
Lineage: Eukaryota; Metazoa; Arthropoda; Insecta; Hymenoptera; Apidae
Source: RefSeq, a predicted model, not a curated record